CCGCCCCCAACGUAGGAGGAGGAGGCAGCGUUAGCGUAACCCCUCCACCUACGUCACUAGUUUGGAGUUCACAAGAUCUCGCGGAAAAUCGCUCUCUCCCGUCAGAGAAACCCCCGUCUCCUCCAGUCUAGCCAACAUUGAUUGGCUGCGCCUUCGGAAUCUCCAGGGUGACGGGAAACGCGACACCCUCCUCUCAGUAGAAGGUGUGCGUCUGCGCAGUGGCUUGCUUGGAAGGCGGCUGAAACCUAGAGAUGAAGAAAGUUUUUACCCUAUUAGAAAGGUCUUGGCUUGGUAGUCCACUACAAUUUACCUGGCAAAAGACAUUAGGAAACUACCUAGCUGUAACAGGCGCCGAUCAUACUAUAAAAAUCUUUGAUCGUCAUGGUCAAAAAAGAAGUGAAAUUAAUUUGCCUGGCAACUGUGUUGCUAUGGAUUGGGAUAAAGAAGGAGAUACCCUAGCAGUGAUUUCUGAGAAAUCUAGUUUCAUCUAUUUGUGGGAUGCCAAUACCAAUAAAAUUAGCCAAUUGGACAGUGGCAUGAGGGAUCAGAUGUCUUUCCUUCUCUGGUCAAAAUAUGGAGCAUUCUUAGCUGCUGGAACAGUUAAGGGAAAUUUGCUUAUAUAUAAUCGACAGACUUCUAGAAAGAUCCCUGUCCUUGGUAAACAUACUAAACGAAUAACAUGCGGCUGUUGGAGUUCUGAAAAUCUACUGGCAUUGGGAAGUGAAGAUAAAGUGAUAACAGUCAGUAAUCAGGAAGGUGACACCAUAAGACAGACUCCAGUCCGAUCAGAGCCUAGUGAUAUGCAGUUUUCAACAAUGAAGACUGAUGACAGAAACUCUGCUUCUGAAAGCACAAUAAGUGUGGUGGUUGGCAAGAAAACUUUAUUUCUUUUCAAUCUGAAUGAUCCAGAUAGCCCAAUUGAUCUAGAAUUUCAACAGCGCUAUGGCAACAUUGUUUGUUACAGUUGGUAUGGUGAUGGCUAUAUAAUGAUUGGUUUCUCGCGUGGAAUUUUUGUUGUUAUUUCAACUCAUAUUCGAGAGAUUGGUCAAGAGAUCUUUCAGGCUCGUAACCACAAGGAUAAUUUAAGUAGUAUUGCAAUAUCACAAUCCCUUAACAAAGCUGCUACAUGUGGGGAUAACUGCAUUAAAAUCCAUGACCUAUCAGAACUAAAAGAAAUGUAUGCUAUAAUAAACAUGGAUGAUGAAAAUAAAGGGUUGGGCAGUCUAUCUUGGACAGAUGAUGGUCAAUUGUUGGCAGUGUCUACUCAAAGAGGCUCCCUCCAUGUUUUCCUGACCAAACUUCCAGUUCUUGGGGACAACUGCAGCACACGGAUCGCAUAUCUUACCUCUCUCCUUGAAGUGACAGUAGCCAACCCUGUUGAAGGAGAGCUACCCAUUACUGUUUCUGUUGAAGUGGAACCUAACUUCCUAGCUAUAGGCCUUUAUCAUCUGGCUGUGGGAAUGAACAAUCGAGCAUGGUUUUAUGCCCUUGGAGAGGAUGUUGUGAAAAAAUUGAAAGAUGUUGAAUAUCUGGGAACAGUAGCUAGUAUGUGCCUCCACUCUGAUUAUGCUGCUGUACUUUUCGAAGGCAAAAUACAGUUACAUAUGAUAGAAAGUGAAAUUUUGGAUGCUGAAGAAGAGCGGGAGACCCGACUUUUUCCAGAGGUAGACGACAAAUGCCGAAUUUUAUGCCAUGCUUUAACUGGAGAUUUUCUGAUUUAUGGCACAGAUACUGGCGUUAUUAGGUAUUUCUUUAUUGAAGAUUGGCAAUACGUGAAUGAAUAUCGACAUCCUGUUGGCGUGAAAAAAAUUUUUCCUGAUCCAAAUGGGACCAAAUUAGUUUUCAUUGAUGAAAAAAGUGAAGGAUUUGUCUACUGUCCUGUUAAUGAUAUCACCUAUGAAAUUCCAAAUUUCUCACCAACUAUUAAAAGUGUUCUUUGGGAAAACUGGCCAUUGGAUAAAGGCAUAUUUAUUGCCUAUGAUGAUGACAAGGUGUAUACAUUUGUCUUUCAUAAGGAUACUAUACAAGGUUCCAAGGUAAUUUUGGCAGGUGGUACCAAAGUUCCAUUUUCUCAUAAACCAUUGCUAUUAUAUAAUGGAGAACUAACAUGUCAGACACAGAGUGGAAAAACCAACAAUAUCUACCUUAACACCCACAACUUCCUUGGCACUUUUAAAGAUCCUGAGCCUAAUGAGCUGAAACAAAUGCUAACACUGGCUUUAAUGCUAAAAAGGUUUUCUGAUGCAUGGGAAUUGUGCAAAAUCCUCAAUGAUCAAGAUACUUGGAAUGAACUUGCCAGAGCCUGCCUACAUCACAUGGAGGUGGAGUUUGCAAUCCGGGUUUAUCGUACAAUUGGAAAUGUUGGAAUGGUGAUGUCUCUAGAAAAAAUUAAGGGAAUAGAAGAUCACAAUCUUUUAGCAGGACAUCUUGCCAUGUUUACAAAUGAUUUCAGUUUGGCUCAGGAUCUUUAUUUGUCAUCUAUUUAUCCCACUGCUGCAUUGGAGAUGAGACGAGAUUUGCAACAUUGGGACAGUGCUCUACAGCUUGCUAAACGUCUGGCCCCAGAACAAAUUCCAUUCAUAUCAAAGGAGUAUGCAAUUCAGCUUGAGUUCAUGGGUGAUUAUGUAAAUGCCUUGGCUCAUUAUGAGAAAGGAAUAACAGGGGAUAAUAAGCACCUUGAACAUGAUGAAGCCUGUCUAGCUGGAGUAGCUCAAAUGUCUAUUAGAAUGGGAGAUAUUCGAAGAGGGGUCAACCAAGCCAUUAAACAUCCAAGUCGACUCCUGAAACGGGAUUGUGGCACCAUUCUGGAAAACAUGAAGCAAUUUUCAGAAGCAGCCCAACUGUAUGAAAAAGGGCAGUACUAUGAUAAAGCAGCAUCUGUUUAUAUCCGCUGUAAAAACUGGGCAAAGGUUGGUGAACUUCUACCUAAUGUUUCUUCUCCUAAGAUCCAUCUACAGUAUGCCAAAGCUAAAGAAGCAGAUGGAAGAUAUAAAGAAGCAGUUCUUGCUUAUGAGAAUGCAAAACAAUGGAACAGCGUAAUCCGGAUCUACUUGGAUCACCUUAAUAAUCCUGAAAAAGCUGUUAGAAUUGUCAGAGAAACCCAGUCUCUUGAUGGAGCCAAAAUGGUAGCCAGAUUCUUUCUUCAAUUGGGUGAUUAUGGUUCUGCUAUCCAGUUUCUUGUUAUGUCCAAAUGUAAUCAUGAAGCUUUUACCCUGGCCCAGCAGCACAAUCAGAUGGAAAUCUAUGCAGAUAUCAUUGGUUCUGCAGACACAACUAAUGAAGACUAUCAAAGCAUUGCAUUAUACUUUGAAGGAGAAAAGAAGCAUCUUCAGGCUGGAAAAUUCUUCUUCUUAUGUGGUCAAUAUGCACGGGCACUUAAACAUUUCUUGAAAUGCCCAAGCUCAGAAGAUAAUAUGGCAAUAGAAAUGGCGAUUGAAACAGUUGGGCAUGCUAAGGAUGAAGUUUUAACCAAUCAGCUAAUAAACCAUCUCCUUGGUGAAAGUGAUGGCAUGCCUAAGGAUGCCAAAUAUCUAUUCCGCUUGUACAUGGCUCUGAAGCAAUACAGGGAAGCUGCUAGGACUGCUAUUAUAAUUGCCAGGGAAGAACAAUCUGCAGGAAACUAUCGAAAUGCACAUGAUGUUCUCUUCAGUAUGUAUGCAGAAUUAAAAACUCAGAAAAUCAAAAUUCCUUCUGAGAUGGCUACCAACCUUAUGAUACUGCACAGCUACAUUUUAGUGAAGAUUCAUGUUAAAAGUGGAGAUCAUAUGAAGGGAGCACGAAUGCUUAUUCGUGUGGCCAACAACAUCAGCAAAUUCCCAUCACACAUUGUACCUAUCCUGACUUCUACAGUCAUAGAGUGUCACAGAGCAGGACUGAAAAACUCUGCUUUCAGUUUUGCUGCUAUGUUGAUGAGACCCGAGUACCGCAAUAAAAUUGAUCUCAAAUAUAAAAAGAAAAUUGAAGCAAUGGUGAGGAGACCUGACACAUCAGAAGUAGAAGAAGUCUCCACCCCGUGUCCAUUUUGUGAAUUCCCGCUCCCCGAGUCUGAACUCCUCUGCCCUGGAUGCAAAAACAGUAUCCCAUACUGCAUUGCCACUGGUCGGCAUAUGUUAAAAGAUGACUGGACUGUGUGUCCACAUUGUGACUUUCCUGCUUUAUAUGCAGAAUUCAAAAUCUUGCUAACUACAGAAAACACAUGCCCUAUGUGUUCUGAAAGGUUAACCAUUGAUCAGCUUCAAAAAAUGACAGAUUUUGCACUGUACCCCAGAGAAGUGGAGCACUGAUACAUCCAGGUUCUGAAUGGCCCAAUUAGUCAUCAAAUAUACAUGACUGACUCCAAGAUAACAGAGAAACACUUCCUAUGGAACAUGGCUUAAGAGUAUCCAAAUGGAAGAUGUAAUGACAAUAUAGUAAUGAUGUUUUUAACAGCUUUCACAGAGGAUUGUCCUUUACAAGAGUCAUCUUAAGAAACUAUUCUUCAGUGGUGAUGCCAUCAUUCAAAACUUUCUUGGAAAUCUUUAUUGUGAAUUGCAAUUAGUCAGUUUAUGAAUCAUACAAGAAAAUUGAUCUUGCUUUUUCAAUUCAACAAAAAUUGAUUAAGUCUCUGCUCUAUGCAGAGCAUUGUGCUUAAGCACCAAAUUUAUACAAAUAAUAAUUUGGAUAUUUACAUAGCACUUUAAAUGUUUAUAACAUAUUCAUUUGAUCCUUGCGACAGCCUGGUGGGGUAAGCACCACAUGUUUUCCCAUUUUACAAAUGAGGGCACUAAUGCCCAAAGGCUAAAUGUUUAUUGUUUGGCAGCAUGCAACUAGUGUCAGAGAUGGGAUUUGAACCCAUGUUUCUCCUGACUAAGCUCAGCAUUGUAUUGUGCUCCACUCAUCAUCAUGAACCCAACUCAAUAAGCAUUUGUUACACACCUAAGGGCACGUACUGUGCUAAGCAGUGGAGCUUCAGAUACAAAAAAGCUCCCAGCCCUCAGGGAGUCUGUGUUCUCUUGGGGACAGAACACAUGAAUAACUUGAGAGACAGCAGAGACAAUCAAGGAACACUUUGUGGCGGGGGUGCCUAGGCUAAGCCUUGAAGGAAAACCAGUGAGUGCUAACCCUGGGGACCAGCCCGUGCAAAGGCGUGGGAGGCCCAAGAUGUCACAGUCAGGAAGCAGUUCCAGGGGUGGGAUUAGACAAUAAUGAAGUCCAGACAGGGAGAGGCCCCGAGGACCAGGGGCAGCAGGCCUGUCUCCUUGGGCCUUCCAUGGUGAUCACCAGACUGACGCUGGGACAGGAGAGCUGCUGAGGAGAGAUCUGCCCUCUGCUGCGUACAGCCAGGAGGACGGUGAGAUGCCAGGGCUUCUACACUCCCUCAAUACUCCUCAAUGGUCGAAAACAAAUUCCUGAAGUUAGAAAGCAAGCUUAUUAAGGAAUCCUUAAUUCUUUGAACUCUUGGCUUGAACAGGCUACUGAUUUCAUACUUUAUUGUCAUUACUUAUUUCCUAAAACCCCUGGAAACGAUCCUACUUGUUUAAGAAUACCGUAUAGCGGGUAUUUCUAGAGAGCAACCCAACGGCUCUAUCAGCAAGUACAUAUCAUUAACAUGGAUUUCUUUGUUUUGCUAACUGUAUUUCAACAUAAUUUUCUUUUGUAAGCCUAUAUGUUAUUGUAUGCAUUUUAAAAUAUUCUGACAAGGGGUUCACAGGUUUCCCAGUCUUCCAAAGGAGUCUGACACAAAAUAAGGUUAAGGAGCCCUAAACACUUAGCAUCCCAUGUUUGUUAGGUGGCACUGAAUCAAUUUAACACCACAACUGCAUCAUGGGAACAAUUCCAAUGACACAAAUAUACAUAUUAAUUUUUAUCUAAUUGUAUGGUUUUCCUUGGUCCGUCCUGUAUUUCUGAAGUUCUCUUCCCUAGAGGUCUUUAAAGAGACUAAACAACUUUUUUAUUGUCAACAGAAGAUUCAUGUUCACAUACAUCUGUUGCACCCCGACUCCCAAACCCUACAAUUUUUUUAUAGCAUUACUAGUUUUUCCAUAAGUAAUAGAAAGGAACUGGAGUCAACUCGAAUUAUUAGUAGUCUGAAUUAAUAAUAUUCAAACUACUGAUUUUAUUCUUUAAAGAAAAAACAGAAAAUCAUACUUUUUGGAAGCCUCAUUCAAGAAGCUACUUCAAGAGAUAUUUAGCUUCCUUGAAAGAAUUAAGUUUUAUAGUUUGCUUCAGAGAUUCAUAGAAGAAUGCAACUUAAUAGCUCUUAAAAAGCAGUUGCUUUCAACUCUGUCCUACUCACCAUUAUUAAUAUUUAUCUCUCCUCUGACUAAUUUGUUGAACCUUUAUGACUUCCUACCUAUAUUACCUGGCCCUUUCCUGACUACAAAAGAUUCAGCUAGUAGAAAAUGUCUGUUCCCUGUGGAUCGUGCUUCAUUUUGUUGUACUGAGUGGCCACAACAGUAGCAUGACACAUUCUCUGAGAUAAAAGAAAUGGAAGCAAGUAUAAAUAAUAUUAUGACUGUUAAGUUUAGCUUCACUUCCAAUUAAAUAUUUGCAUUUGCUUUAUUCUCUCCUUCGCCUCCAAUUAUGCACUGGAAAAUUUUAAGACUCAGUUAUAACAGAGAAUAGAAGCUAGAUCAUGUUCCCAAGAUAUCUGAAAUGUCUCUCAAGAGGGUUUGCAAACAACCUUUCCUGGAAAUAGUUACAAAGAUGAUGAUAGCUCAAGGUCCUUUUUCAUAUUUUUUUGUUAUCCUGGGUGUACUUUUCACUGCAUGAGUUUUUAACUCCUCUCAAUUCUGUCUCCUGUAUUGUAAUUUUGUAAAUGUUUAUAUUUUGAUAUUUUCAUGUCUUAAAAUUAAAUUGAUGUUUGGUUAUUUGAAA
Messenger RNA from Monodelphis domestica (gray short-tailed opossum), 6855 nucleotides. RefSeq names its product WD repeat domain 19 (gene WDR19). The record is from RefSeq and is a predicted model, not a curated record. Gene Ontology annotation, cellular component: cilium; intraciliary transport particle A. Gene Ontology annotation, molecular function: protein binding. Gene Ontology annotation, biological process: cilium assembly; intraciliary retrograde transport. NCBI's taxonomy places the organism in Eukaryota, Metazoa, Chordata, Mammalia, Didelphimorphia, Didelphidae.